AUGAAUCGUCGCAAAGGAAAAGCCGAAAAAGAAACGUUUUAUAGUUCAUUAUUUCGGUCGUAUACCUAUCCUGGACAUUUUGUUCUUUAUUUCAUCAAUGAAUGCACGACAGUACAAGAAACUAACGAAUUGUUAUUUGCUGUGAAAAAUACAACGAAUUUUUGUAUCGACACGGAAGGUGAUCAGUUCACGAAUCGUCCGGCGCUUAUGCAACUUGCUUUUAUUCCCUCAGAUAACGAACAAGUUGUAGUCCUGCUCGUUGAAGUUCGUUUUUUACCAACAAUAACAUCCCAGCGGUUCCUCGAUUUGCAAAAAUUGUUUCAACACAUAUUUUGCGAUGGUAAUCACAUUUUCUGUUGGGGUGAUCCAUUAGAAGAACUAAAACCUUUGUUACAAUUCUCCCUAUUUUCAUUGCCCAACAUCGAACAUUCUCAUAAUGUCCAAGGUGUGUUUUCUUCGUGGUUUAAUUCGUGGUUACAUUCGAAAACAACAGCAGUUGAUGAUGCCGUAGAUGAUCGAUUAGAAAUACAUGCACCUGAUUACGAUCCAAUGUUGUUUCUUCCACCUCAUAUAUUUAAUGAACAAAAGAUGAUUACUCGUGCACUUUGGAGUUUACAAGAUGCAGUGGCCUAUGUGCUCGAACGAUAUUUAUCCAAACGCGAAACACUUCAGAAAUGGUCCAUUGGUCUCGAUUAUCGUUUAUCGAAUCAGGAUUCUCGAUUAUCUCUUCAUCAUCGCAACAAUAUGAUUUCAUACGCUACGAAUGACGUGUUAUCAUUAACACAACUCAUCUUGUUCAUGUACAACUCAUCAAAUUUUAUCCCACAUCUUGCUAUUGGAGAGUAUUUUAUUUUGUUAAAAUCUAAAUGUAUGUUUUCAAUUUCUUCUUUAGUCAAACAAAAAGACCAAGGUCGGACACAGUUUGUACUGUCGGAUUUAGAGAGUGAUUGUGAUGAAGAGUUGGCGGUUCAUGGUUCAAAUGAACGUCAAGUACCAUCAUUUUCCUCUCCUCUUAUGUUUUCGGUAUUAGCAACGACAUCUACUUUUAAUGAUUUAGCAACUGUCGAUGUUCAUCGACAAUGCUUUUCAACAACACGAGUCGAUCCUAUUAGUUUAUCUCCGCAAAUGUUAAUUGAACAAGUACCAGCAACUGUUGUAUCAUCUCAAUCGACGGAUCAUUGUCAUUUUGAUGUGGCGAUUACUCGAAAGAAACGUCAACAAAAAAAUCGACGAUCUACUAAAGCAAGAAAACGGCGAAAUCAAAAGACGAGCUCCCGACAUCGGCGCAAUCGAUAUCAAUUCGUGAUUCAACGGGAGUCAAAUCUUGACGUCACCACGGUUAAGAAUAUCCUUCGUCAGCUCCAAAUCAAGCCUACAAAUGUUAAUCCGGUGCAUUCGAUUAUGUUCAUUGGAAUCAAAUCACAUCGCGAGCAACAAUACUAUGAACAGUUAUUACCAUUUGAUAUCUUCCUCUAA
Adineta ricciae is the source of this 1476-nucleotide messenger RNA. Lineage: Eukaryota; Metazoa; Rotifera; Eurotatoria; Adinetida; Adinetidae. The record is from the annotation of a GenBank genome assembly.